GCAGGUGCCAGCAGUGCAGCGAGGGGAGGACUUAUUCCAACUCCAUCAUUUCACCUAACCUGGAAACUGUUAGAAUCAUGCGGGUGUCUCAAACCUUUUCCGUGGGAGACUGCACGGCCGCUUGCUGUGACCUGCCCAGCUGCGACCUGGCCUGGUGGUUUGAGGGCAGCUGCUACCUAGUAAACUGCAUGCACCCAGAGAACUGCGAGCCCAGGACGACAGGCCCCGUCCGGUCUUACCUCACUUUCGUGCACAGACCUGUCCAGAAGCCGGAGCAGCUGCUGGACUACGGAGACAUGAUGCUGGGCAGGGGUUCCCCCUCUGGAGCUUGGGGGGACUCCCUUGAGGACCUCAGGAAGGACUUGCCCUUUCUAGGAAAAGAUGAGGGACCGGAAGAGACUGCUGAGUACUCAGAUGACUACAAGGAACUGGAGCAGGGCCUCCCGCAGCCCUCCAACCCACAGAACCCCAGAGGCAGCGCUGAGUACCCUGACUGGAGCCUGCUGCCAGGCAGCGAGGGAGGUUCCAAUGUCUCGGCUGCAGAAGAUAGCUCAGCUGCUUCUACAGAGAAGCUGCAGGACCCCACACCCGAGUCACUGGACCAGAGGCAGCUGGAGGCCCUGAAUGAGUCCACUUGGUCCCCUACGCCACCCCUGCACUCUGCAGAGAGUGUGCAGCUCCCCUCUGUGACUGCUUUACCUGCAGGAGAGGGGACACAGACAGAGACUUUACAGCUCCAAGAACAACGGAGCAAUAGCUCUGGAAAAGAGGUUCUAAUGUCUUCACAUAGUCCUCCCACUGCCAGCAUGGAGUCCAGCCCAGCCACGGUAGAGAAAAGCUCCGUUCUUACAAUCACUCCACGAAGCACAGAACACAGCGCCCCAACAUUUCCCACCAGUACAGUUCUCCCUGGGCUGACGCCACCUGCGUGGUCUGUGUCACCCACUACUUCUUCCAGGACAGUGAAGGUGCUGGCAGUGUCUGCUGGAGAUAACCUUGUGAUAACCUUACCAGACUGUGAAGCAGAACUGAAGGCCUCUGUUGAGCCAGCGCCCCCUGCAGACACAACUUACAGCUAUGAAUGGAGUUUAAUGAGCCACCCUGAUGACUUUCAAGGUAAAAUCAAACAAGGAAACAAGCCGAUUCUUCAUCUCUCUCAAUUGUCUGUGGGACUGUAUGCCUUCAGAGUGGCUGUUUCUAGUGAGAAUGCAUUUGGAGAAGGAUAUGUCAAUGUCACUGUUCUGCCAGCUGCAAGAGUCAACCAGCCACCUGUGGCAGUUGUUUCUCCACAGAUACAGGAACUCACUGUGCCUUUGACCUCAGCCCUCCUCGAUGGCAGCCGAAGCUCAGAUGACACUAAGGUAGUGAGUUACCACUGGGAAGAAGUUGACGGGCCUGUCCUAGGAGAGGUGUUUCCGGCUGAUGCCCCAGUGUUACGCUUGUUGAACCUAGAUCCUGGUAACUACACUUUUAGGUUGACCAUCACAGACUCAGAUGGUGCUACUAACUCCACCACAGCAACCCUCAUCAUCCGUGGUGCUGUGGACUACCCUCCUGUUGCCAAUGCAGGACCAAAUCAGACUAUAACUUUGCCCCAAAACACCAUCACUCUGAAUGGAAACCAGAGCAGUGAUGAUCACCAGAUUGUCCUCUAUGAGUGGUCCCCAGGCCCUGGCGGUGAGAGCAAAGAGGUGGUCAUGCAGGGAGCACAGACCCCAUACCUCCACUUGUCUGAGAUGCAGGAAGGAGAGUAUGUGUUUCAGUUGAUGGUGACAGAUUCCUCAGGACAGCAAUCCACUGCUUUGGUGGCUGUGAUUGUCCAGGCUGAAAACAACCAGGCUCCGGUGGCUGUGGCAGGCCCUGACAAGGAGCUGUUCUUCCCCGUGCAGAGUGCUACACUGGAUGGGAGCAGGAGCAGUGAUGACCAUGGCAUUGUCUGCUACCACUGGGAACACAUCAGAGGCCCCAGUGCAGUGGAGAUGGAGAAUGUGGACAAAGCCAUAGCCACUGUCACCGGGCUUCAGGUGGGUACCUACCACUUCCGUUUAACGGUGAGAGACCAGCAGGGACUGAGCAGCACAUCCACCCUCACCGUGGCUGUGAAGAAGGAAGAUAAUAGUCCUCCCAGAGCCCAGGCUGGUGGCAGACAUGUUCUUACGCUUCCCAACAAUUCCAUUACCUUGGAUGGUUCACGGUCCACUGAUGACCGAGGGAUUGUGUCCUAUCUGUGGAUCAGGGAUGGCCAGAGUCCAGCUGCCGGCGAUGUCAUCGGAGGCUCCGACAACCAGGUGGCUCUUCAGCUCACCAAUCUGGUGGAAGGAGUCUACACUUUUCAUUUGCUAGUCACUGACAGUCAGGGGGCCUCGGACUCAGACACAGCCACCGUGGAGGUCCUGCCAGACCCCAAGAAGGAUGGCCUGGUGGAGCUGAUCCUUCAGGUUGGUGUUGAGCGGCUGACAGAACAGCAGAAGGAAACCCUGGUGAGGCAGUUGGCUAUGCUCCUGAAUGUGCUAGACUCUGAUGUGAAGGUCCUCAAGGUCCAGGCACACACGGAUGUCAGCACUGUGAUUAUAUUUUAUGUACAGAGCGGGCCACCUUUCAAGGUUUUCAGAGCUGCUGAUGUGGCCCGGAAUCUGCACAGGCGGCUUUCAAAGGAGAAGGCAGCCUUCCUACUUUACAAGGUCUUGAGGAUAGACACAGCAGGAUGCCUUCUCAAGUGUUCAGGUCAUGGUCACUGUGACCCCAUCACAAAACGCUGCAUUUGCUCCCAUCUGUGGAUGGAGAACCUCAUACAGCGUUAUAUGUGGGAUGGCGAAAGCAACUGUGAGUGGAGUGUAUUCUAUGUGGCAGCAUUGGCAUUGACCCUGACAGUGGUAACUGGAGCAGUGACUUGGCUGUGCGUUUGCUGCUGCAGGAGACGGAAAAGGACUAAGAUAAGGAAGAAAACCAAGUACACCAUCCUAGACAAUAUGGAUGACCAGGAAAGAAUGGAACUGAGGCCCAAAUAUGGUAUCAAACACCGGAGCACGGAGCACAACUCUAGCCUGAUGGUGUCAGAGUCUGAGUUUGAAAGCGACCAGGAUACACUAUUCAGUCGAGAGAGGAUGGAGAGGGGAAUCCUGAAGGGUUCCCUGAAUGGCUCUGCCAGACACGGAGAUUCCUUCAGUUACUAUGCAAAGGACAGAUAAUGGGCUGUGUGUGGAAGGACCUCUUGGGUCUGUCACCCGGUACCAGACAGUGGGAGUUAAAACACAAAACUGACUCCUGCUCAGCAUAGCAUGUUAUCAGCCCUUCCCAGGAGCCUUGCUCUGCGCUCCGCAUACUUACUAAAAGACCUGGUCCUUGGAAUUUUCAAGACAAAACACAAUACUGCUUAUUCAACAAACGCUCAUUAAUAGAGAAAGGAGGCACAUAAAACUUCUGCAGAGUACUGAAAAGAGUUUUGUGUCUCUGUAGUGGACAUGCUAUUAUAUUUAUUGCUCAAGCCUCAUUCUGAAAUAAGGCUAACACUUGUUCCUACUUAGAGGAAAGACAAUUAAGGAGGGUUGAUUUCUCUGUAGAAGCUGUGACAGGAAGACUUUUAAGAAAAAUCUUCCAGAGGUGGCUUCUCAGAGGACCGGUAGGGUCAGCUUGUAGUUCAUCUAAGAGGCAGGAGCCAUCUGUGUGCAGCAGCUUUCUGUGUUGGCCUUGAUGCUUGUGAUGUAGCCAACUGCCGGCUAGGCUAGAAGUUCAGGAGUUAGGAAGAAUCAGGAAGCAAGGACAGUAGGCAAUAGAGAUGGGAAGGGGCUAAGGACUUGCAGGUUGAAUGUUGAAGGUAGCCUUUAAUAGUCUUCUCUUUCCGUCUUUCUCAUUUCUUCUCAUCCUCCCUCUCUAAGAAAAGGAAAUCAUGGUGGGGCUUCUUUUAGCCCUAGUGGACAUUAAAACUGACUGCUUAUUCCCUUGAAAUCUUACUGAGUAUGGUGUACCUUAGCACUGCCACAGAAAAGGGGAAGGAUUCAGUAACUGCAGACAUAUUCCAAAACUCUGAAAUAUGUUCUCAAUGAGGGGAGUGUGGUCACCAUGCUCUGAGUUCCUACAAAGACUUCCCAUGGAAAUAAUGGGACAGAAAUUUCGCUAUUUAUGCUUAAAAGUGUAUGGAAGGCACUGGAGAAAUGGCUAUACUUAAGACCAUUCACUGCUCUUGCAGAAGAUGGUGGUUCAGUUGCUAGCACUUACAUGGUGGCUUACAACCAUCUAUAACACUAGUUUCAAGGGGAGGGGCGGAGCCUUGCUUCUUCUGGCCUCCAGCAGCAGCAGGAAUGUACAGAGUUUAUACAUGUAGGCAAAAUACUCAUGUACAUAAAAUAAACGUAUUUAAAAUUUAAAAACCUAAGUCCUAUUUUAUUUCUUUAUACAGAAAGGAAUUAAACCAUGUCCUUCCACAAAGUGACACACUAGAGCAUGAGUUAACUGCAGCCUGAGACAUUGAUAGACUUGUGGUAGUUUGCCCAGCUGCCUGCAGACCAAGGCCGGUAGCCUUGGCAAUAUCCUUGGCAUUCAAAGAGUAGAAGAGCCCAAUACUGUGGUCCCAGCAUCUGGGAAAGAAGAGCAAGGAAGAGCAGGAGGUCAAUGCUAGCCUUGGCUAAGCAUUGAGUUUGAUGACUACAUGAGACCCUGUGUUAAAGAAUGAAGAAAAAAGGAGAAUCAGAACCACAACUUAAAGUUUAGUAAUUGUUUAUUUCUGGAAAUUUUUAUUUCUGAGUUAUAGGUAACAAGAUACCAUGAGUAAGAGUUCACUGUACUAUACUUAAUAUACUUUACUAGGGAAAUGGUCAAAUUAAAAUGUGUAGCAAUGUACUUUUAUUUUAAAAGUGAUUUCUUUGUUUAUGCCUAUAGUCCUAGUUCAGUAUUAUCUAUAUUAUCGUUAGAGGUAAAGUGAUUUUUUUAAACACUAGUAUUUAGUUUCAUGAAUAGAAUCUUCUCUAUCCUCCAAUUAGUAUGAUGCUAUUUUUUUGUGGAGAACUAUACAUUCCUGGCAUAGAGAAUGUGGCCCAAGACAGAACAAUAGAACAUAACAGUGAAGCCUGUGAAUACCUACUGCUUUAUGUAUGCAUAAACAUGCAUAAUGUAUUGAUUGCUCAUAAUUAGUUGACCUGUACAAUUAAUCUUGAAAGGGGAUAUUCCUAUGUCAUAGAUGCUCACUCAAGCAUAAGUGCUUUCCCCAGGGUCACAGUCAGCAGUGGAUUUGGGAGUCAAGUGCCAGGACCUACUUUCCAGUGCUUGGAUAAGUCCAGCCUUUAGUGCUGGAGGGCAGAUCCUGGUAAGCCUUUUAGAACCCUGAACGUUCUGUUGCUGGGGCAAAGAGGAAACCUUUGAGUGCAUGUGAAAGCUAAAGGCAAAGUGGGGGAUCAUGGACCCAGUCUCUUCCAUUGGCAUACACUCUGAGCUACCCCUCCCUCUAGGUUUGCAACAAGCUUGCUGGUUCUGUCCCUGGCUAUCUAGACCUGGCCUGUCCAAUCCAUUCAUCACAAAAGAACCUUGACUGUAUGGCAAAUAAGAAAUAAACAUCACAGUGGUUACUAGAAAAUGGAUUCUGUCUUGUGACCCACUUGAUUGAUACCUGAGGACCAAAAGAGCCACCCAGCAUUCAUCUUGUGCUGUUUAUACCUAGGGAUCUUAGGAUCUGAAGACACUAAGAACUGUUUGUAAACAGAAAAACAAGUCUCUAGAGCUAUGGUUCUCAACCUU
Phodopus roborovskii (desert hamster) is the source of this 5727-nucleotide messenger RNA. Its product is annotated as KIAA0319 ortholog. Gene Ontology annotation, cellular component: cytoplasmic vesicle; plasma membrane. The transcript has 19 exons. Bases 78 to 3188 code for a protein of 1036 amino acids. NCBI's taxonomy places the organism in Eukaryota, Metazoa, Chordata, Mammalia, Rodentia, Cricetidae. The record is from RefSeq and is a predicted model, not a curated record. Gene Ontology annotation, biological process: neuron migration; negative regulation of dendrite development.